AUGAGAUAUCAACUCCCACAGGCCACGGAGGGGAGCCUCGUCCAGUCCGAGGGCGCGACCGUCGCGGCCCACGAAGACUGGAGCCUAUCGGCCCCGGAGUCCAUCGAGGCCUGCGUCCACAGCCUCGUCAAGAGGACGAGCUACAUCCUGCCUUCGGCCCAAGCCGUCUGCUCCUGGGACCUGGAAGAUGGCCUCACUUACAGAGAGCUUGACCAGUUGUCCAGCAGGCUGGCAUACCAACUGGCGGGGGAGUCUGUGAAGCUCGGCGCAAAGGUCGUUGUCUGUUUUGAAAACACGUGGCUUGCCCCUGUCGCCAUGCUGGCCCUCAUGAAGAUCGGUGCCGUGUCCGUCGGUGUGGAUGUGACGCGGCCAGAAGCCGAGCUCCGUCUGAUCACGACUCAAGCGGACGCACCCAUCAUUCUCACUUCGCCGGCAUGCGAGCCACUUGCUCGAAACCUUCACUACACUGAAAAGGUUAUUCUCCUCAGCCGCGAAACACUCUCAUCAAACGUAACCCGGAGAGGCAGGGAGCUGCCGGUGGUGACGCCCUCGGAUGCUGUCUGCCUGCAUUUCGGCACCAACACCAGCUCGGCGGCGGCAAAGGAUGAAGUCUCCAUCGCACAUCGUAGCUUCGGUACCGCCAUCACAUAUCAGCAACUCGCUCUGGGGCUCAACGAAACCUCACGCCUCUUGGCCUCGGAGCCCAUUUCAUCCUUGGCAGGCUUCUACAGCGUGUUCGCGUGCCUCAUGAGCGGCGCGUGCCUCUGCAUUCCUGCCCAAAACUCAUCAUCAGACAGCUCCAUCGAAGCGCUGCGAGCAAACUGCGUAGCUGUGACGCCCGACUUUGCUCAUACGCUCGAUGUUUUCAAACUGUCCCGCUUAAUCCAGCUGAGGCAAAUCGGCUUGGCCAGGGGGGAUGGAGUUUCCUCCGCUGCCUCGCUCGUUGCACAAUCGGCAGCGGCAGGAAUCAAAAACGGUCAUCUCAAUGGCCAUGCCAACGGCCAUGCCAAAGGCCACGCAGGUGAUGGAAUCCCAUCACAUUUCGAACCGGAAAUCAAAAUCGAAUGCGGAUCUGACGGACCGGACGACGCACCCUGGGAGAGCCUCGAGAGCAGCACGGCGACGAUUGUGACGGAUGUUCAGGACAACGGGCACAUCUACGUCCAAGAAAAGGACAAGAUCAACAUCCACUAUGAGCCAAUCGAGCUGAGUGAUCCAUCGGAUGCGUCCGUCACAACAACGCAGGAGACUUCGAGCCUCGAGGAUCGAGACAUCGGCGAGCCGGCCGUCGCACCCUUCUCCCUCCUCGGAGCGUCGGUUGACAAGGACGAUGUACGCUCCCAAGUUGCCCGAUUGUGCCGUGUCAAGGAGUCUGCCGUCGUCGACAUCAUGCCUUGCACGUCCCUGCAGCAAGGCCUCCUCGCCCUGACGACCAAGCGACCUGGGGAUUAUGUCGCAAAAAACAUUCUUGAAGUGGCGCCAACCGUUGACAGUGAGACGUUCCGCCGCACCUGGGAUCGGGUUGUGGCAAGAAAUCCAAUCCUGCGAACUCGCAUUGUCAGUCUGCCGGCUCAUGGCAUCGUCCAAGUCGUCUUGGACGAGGACGCAAGCUGGACGGUGGGUGAAACGCUCGAGGAGAUUGAAAAAGACGAGUUGAUCAUGGGUCUCGGCACACGUUUGACUCGCUUUGGCCUUUGCGGAGGCUCUACCGGACCGCGUCAGUUUGUCUGGGAGAUACACCACGCCCUGUACGACGGUUGGACUCUUCCUCUGUUUCUUGCUGAAGCGGAAAAUUUAUACUUCAACGAACCAACCCAGCCCUUGGCGCCCAUGAACGGCUUCAUCAAAUACAUUCUCGACCGAGAGCCCGCCGUCGAGAAGGCAUACUGGCAAAGGUGCUUUGCCAACUUCCAGGGACCUCAUUUUCCUACACCGCGGACGGCAUACGACCCUCGACCAGACUGCCAGAUGAACAUAUCCAUGUCCGACCUGGCCUGGGGAAGCCACGACUUCACGCCCGCCACCAUUCUCCGCGCAGCCUGGGCCAUCGCGCUGGCGAAUGGUUCCGGCUCCAACGAGGCCGUCUUCGGAGCCACCGUCACCGGUCGCCAAGCACCAGUCCCUGGAAUAGAGCUCAUGGCCGGUCCGACCAUUGCCACGGUCCCUGUCAGGGUGGUCCUGGACUGGCAGACGAACUUUGACCAGCUGCUUGAUACCGUCCAGCUUCAGGCUACCGAGAUGAUUCCGUAUGAGCAGACGGGACUCCAGAAGAUGGCACGCUUCAGCGACGAAGCCGCCGUGGGCUGCCAAUUCCAAUCUCUUCUCGUCGUCCAACCUGCUGAAAAGGGCGAGGACUCGACAUCGGUAGCGCGCUCGUUCCUGACCGAGUCCGCCGAAUCGCGCCACGACACGCAGUGGAAGGAUUUCGCGACGUACCCGAUUGUCAUUGAGUGCCAGCUCGACACGAGCGCGGCCCAGUUCCGGAUUGCCUUCGACUCGAGCAUCAUCGGUCAGCAGCAGAUGGAGCGGGUGGCGCAGAGUUUCCAGGAUACGCUGCGACAGCUGUCUGACAGCAAGCUCGGCAAGCAGUCUCUGAGGACCUUGGCCGACGACGGGCUUGACCGUAUUUGGGCUCUCAACGCGGUGCUUCCUCCGGCCACGGAAGGGCGCGUGCACGACUUGAUCGGGCAGUGGGUGAAGGAGACGCCCGAGGCUGUUGCCGUCUGCGCCUGGGAUGGCGAGUGGUCCUACGAGGAGGUGGAUCGGCUGUCGACCAAACUUGCCCUCCAUCUCGUCGGCAAAGGUGUUGCAGGCACUAGAAUUCCACUCCUUUUCGAAAAAUCCAAGUGGAUGCCGAUCGCGGCCGUCGCCGUCAUGAAGGCUGGCGCGGCCUCCAUCUCGGUGGACACAAAACAACCCCCUGAGAGACUCCAGACGAUCCUCGCCCAAGCAGACUCGCCCAUCGUUCUGUCUUCGGUUCAGAACAAGAAUCUAGCCAGUCAGCUGGGCGGAAAAUUUGACGAGGUCAUUCUCGUCGGUCCUGAGCAGGCCUGGCCGUCGUCCGAGGGCGCGGAGCUGCCGUCGGUCUCCCCGUCUCAGGCUUUGUACAUUGUCUUCACCUCAGGCUCAACAGGCGUGCCCAAGGGCGCCAUCAACACUCACCGAGGUUUCUGCAGCGCCAUUACGUACCAGCAAGAGGUAUUGGGAUUUUCCAACACCACGCGAGUCUUUGACUUUGCCUCGUACGCCUUCGAUGCCUCCUGGUGCAACUUGCUCCAUGCCUUGACGGCUGGCGGUUGCCUUUGCAUUCCGUCCGCGACGGAGAGAGACAAUGACCUCCCAGGGUGUAUCGAAAGGUACAACGUUACCUCGGUCGAUCUUACGCCCUCCGUCGCUCGCAUUGUUGGCAAGCACGCUCUCUCGCGGCUCUCGACCCUCAUCCUUGGAGGCGAGGCCGUCAUCAAGGGGGAUGCGUAUCUGGCAGGUGACAAGACGCAGAUCAUCAACGUCUACGGACCCGCAGAGUGCACGCCCACGGCGACCUUGUCGGAAAUAACACCGGAGAACAUUGGCAUCGGCCGGGGUGCUGGUGCCUGCACCUGGGUGGUCGACCCUGAAACCGGAGCUCUGAGCCGUUUCGGGGCCACCGGCGAGCUUUGGCUCGAAGGUCCCUUGGUUGGUGAUGGAUAUGUCAAUGACCCAGAAAAGACGGCCGCUGCUUUCAUCGAGGAUCCCGCUUGGUUGGUUCAAGGAAUUCCGGAGCGGCUAGGUCGGGCCGCGGUGCCGGGUCGUCGCGGCCGGCUCUACCGCACCGGUGACCUCGUGCGAUAUCAGGAAGACGGCACCCUCAUCUUUUCGGGACGAAAAGAUACCCAGGUCAAGAUCAGAGGUCAGCGUGUCGAGCUUGGUGAGGUAGAGCAACACGUAAUCAACGAGCUCGCCCAGGGACUCGCGAGCAACGGCAUCGCCGAGACGGAUGCAACAGUUGUGGCCGAAACCAUCACCCCCAAGGGAUCCAACAGCGCCGCCCUCGUCGCAUUCGUCCAUCUCGAUUCUACCGAGUCUGAAGAGGCUCACACGGCGUCGGUGCAAAAGAUCAGCGAGGGGUUGAUCGACCGGUUGUCGGAAAAGGUGCCGGUGUACAUGGUCCCAAGCUCCGUGAUCCCCGUCUUCCAGCUCCCGAUGAUGACAACGGGCAAGACGGAUCGCAAGCAACUUCGAGCCAUCGGCGAAUCUGUGUACCUGCAGUACAAGGACACCGUCGACAAGAACGAGCCGACCGAGACGCUGAAUGACGUCGAGACUAUUCUUCAGCAAGUCUGGAUGUCGGUUCUCAACCUCACGGCGCACGAAGCCUCCGUCAACAAGGCAUUCACCCGUCUCGGCGGAGAUUCCAUUACAGCCAUGCAAGUCGUCUCCCAGUGCAAGCUUCACAACAUUGCCUUCACCGUCACCGACAUUCUUCAGGCGAAGACGAUUCGCCAGCUCGCUAUCCGUUGCCGCGUCGUUUCGAGGUACAACUCCAUGGGCGAUAGCUCGCAGAACUCGGAGGACGAGGAUGAAGUUCUUCAGCCGUUUGACGUCUCGCCCAUUCAGCAGCUGUACUUUGACGCCUACCCGGAGGGCCUCGACCACUUCAACCAGACAUUCGUAUUUGAGCUGAGCAAGCGAAUUGAGCCGGAGCUCUUCCAUGGCGCUCUUAAAGCAGUCGUCAAACGUCACGCGAUGCUCCGUGCUCGCUACAACAGGGACGCUGACAGUGGCCGCUGGACGCAGACGGUGGUGGAAGAAGACGCAGAGCAGUCUUUCAUAUUCACCAAUAACGUUGCGAAGGACCGGCAGGAGAUUGGCAAGGCCGCUCAUGAGCGACAACUGAGCCUUGACAUUCGGAACGGACCCGUAUUCGCCUGCGAUUUGUUCCAACUUGCCGACAGUCCUCAGGUCAUUGUCCUAUCGGCCCAUCAUCUCGUCAUCGAUCUCGUUUCCUGGCGUAUUGUCUGGGGAGACAUUGAGGAUUACGUCGCACACGGAAAGCUGCUGGGCGAGCCGACCACAUCGUUCCGAUCCUGGUGCAGACGUCAGGCCAGGGUCGCCACCAACAUGUCGCCCAUGUCCGUCCUUCCAUACUCCAUCUCGGAGCCGAAUCUUGAUUUCUGGGGUCUACCCCUUUCCGAGAACAACUUCACCGACCUGACCGUCUUCACCGAACUCUUCAACAAGGACAUAAGUGACGCCCUGUUUGGUGACAGCAACGAUAGUCUUCACACGGAGCCCAUCGACAUCAUUGUCGGCUCCAUGAUGCACGCAUUCCUCCAGUGCUUCCCCGAGCGUGAUGUUCCCCUCAUUUGGAUGGAAGGUCACGGCCGAGAGCAGUCGGACGAGCUUCCUCUGGAUGUGUCCGGAACAGUCGGCUGGUUCACCACGAUUCAUCCUCGCAAGACACCCAUCACCAUGGACAGCUCCGUCGUCGACGCCAUCAUGAUGGCGAAGGAUAUGCGCCGCAAGAUCCCCGGCAAGGGACAGCCGUACUUUGCGUGCCGGUACCAUAGCGAGUCUGGCCGCGAGGCAUUCCAGGGCCACGACGUUGCCGAGAUGAUGCUCAACUUUACCGGCCGAUACCAACAGCUCGAGGCCGAGGAGGGCCUAUUCAAGAGACCAGAUCAUCUGCGCGACGUUGAACGUGAGAUCAGCGAGGUAUCCGCCUCAGCCAAACGAUACACCUUGAUCGAGAUCAGCGCGGACGUCGAAGAGGGCCUGUUGGGUGUGUCGUUUACGAUCCACAAGAAAAUGAAGCACCAGGACCGCCUCCGACAAUGGUCCAAGGUAUUUUCUCAAACCCUCGCGACGGCCACGAGCGACCUGAUUCGGCUCCCAAAGAGCUUUACCCUCACCGAUCUUCCGCUUCUUCCACUGUCAUACUCUGGGUUGAGCACCAUGCUGGAGAGGCAGCUGCCAAACAUCGGCAUCUCGACCCAGGACAUCGUUGACAUAUACCCCUGCUCGCCGCUUCAGGAGGGCAUCUUGCUCAGCUCUCAGAAGGAGAUGGCCUCCUAUGCUACCUUUUCCGUCUGGAGCUGCGUCCCCCACGAGACGUCCUCGGCCGAAAUCUCUCCCUCUCGAAUGGAGGCCGCUUGGAAGAUUGUUGCCGCACGGCACACCAUCCUGCACACUGUCUUUACCCUGCACCCCGAAGGCAACGGGUUCAUUCAAAUUGUUCUCGCAAACCCCAAGUUUCAAGUUUUCCAGAUGACGACAGAAGCCGAAAAUCCUGCCAUUGCCUUGUCGGCUCUCCCUCGUCCCGCAUUUGCGCCCAACGAACCGGAGCAUGCAUUUACCAUCUGCCGAUCGACAACAUCGCACGAGGUUGCUUGUCGCCUGGAUGCCAACCACACGCUCAUCGAUGCGACGAGCAUGUCAACCCUUGUUCCGGAAAUCAUCACUGCCUACUACAAUGAGGAGAUGGCCCCGGCUGCCCAGUUCGUGGACAUGAUCCGCUACAUCGGCUCGAUUCCCCGAGCUCAGCGAAUUGCGUCAUGGACGAAGCUGCUUGAUGGCGUCCAGCCGUGCGAGUUUCCCGUGCCCUACCAAAACCUGGAAGAUGCUACCGAGGGCCACGGUGACGUCUCGAUCCCGGCCAGCGCCAUUGAAGGCGUGGGAAGCUUCUGCAAGAAUCUCGGAAUCACCCGUUCUGUCUUUUGCCAGGUCGCCUGGUCCAUGGUCCUAGGCUACUUCACCGGUCAGAAGGAGGCCUGCUUCGGAUAUCUCGCCUCGGGUCGCGAUUCGCCUCUCGAUCGUAUCUUCUCCAUUGUUGGUCCACUCGCCAACCUGCUCAUCAGCCGUGUCGAUCUGCGAUUGCCGGUGAACCAAGUGUUCGAGACAGCUUCCGAGACCUCCAUCCAGCACCUGUCCAUCCAGCACGCUUCCCUUGCAGAGAUCCAGCACCAUCUCGGUCUCUCAGGUCGUCGGCUGUUCAAUACUGCUCUGUCGACGCGAGAGCCUGACAAGCUCAAGGGAGACACCAAGAAAGGCUUUACGUUUGAGACGUACAAUGGCGAAGACCCUCAUGAGUAUGACCUUGGUCUUAGCGCAAACCUCAUUGACAGUGAAAAUAUGGACGUUGUUUUGGAGUUCUCCGCCUCUGUCGGACCCCAGCUGGCACAUGAGGCCGCUGCUGUUCUCACCAAGGCCAUCCAGUAUCUCUUGGCCACAAGCACUGACGAGGCUGCAUUGUCGAGCUCCCAGGAGUCGCUCUCCGACGGAUUCUUCAAGCAUCUGGUCGGCGUUGACGAAGACUCUGCAAAGACCUUCUGGACCAACCAGCUAUCUCAGGUGGAAGGUUCGCACUAUCCCCCCAUCAAGGCAGUUGGAUUCCAGCCUCGACCAGACAGCCAAGUGAAGCUCCAGAUGUCCGAUCUGGAGUGGGCCAGCCGUGAAGGCUAUUCGGCUACGACGGUGGUAAGGGCCGCAUGGUCGUUGCUGACGAGCCGACUGCUUGGUUCCAAUGAAGCGCUGUUCGGAGCGACAGUCAGGGGCAGCCACUCCAUGGUGCCAAUCCGGGUGUCGCUCAAGGCCCAGGCCAGUGUCACUGAGCUUCUCCAGUCCAUUCAGCUCCAGGCAGACAACAUGGCACCGUUCGAGCGCACUGGCAUCCAGCAUAUUCGGUCAUUGAGCGAGGACGCUGCCCUGGCAUGCGACUUCAAAUCCGUCUUGCACGUGGCUAACAAGAAAAAUGCCGAGAGUGAAGCUGACCAGGAUCCCACGGAAACACUGCAGAAUGCACUGAUGGUCAGCAUUCUGCCCCGUGCCGAUUCUGCCGAUGUCAGCAUCCGAUUCGACUCUUCCGUCGUCGGAGAGCAGCAAGUCGCCCGUAUGGGUCACCAGCUGGAGCAUGUUCUCCGCCAGCUCCUCAACACAAGUCUGGACGAACGCAAGGUAAAGGACUUGGCCAUGGUUGGCCCGAAGGACCUUGCUCAGAUCUGGUCUUGGAACGCCGUCGUACCUGCGCCUGUCGAAGCUUGCGUCCACGACUUGAUCGUUCAGCGAGCUGUCGAGCAACCUCUAGCCGUCGCUGUCGAAGGCUGGGACGGCAGUUUGACGUAUUCUCGACUCGAUGAGCUGUCUAACAAUCUUGCCCACAGGCUCGUCAAGCUGGGAGUAGGACCGGGAAGCAUCGUGCCGCUGUACUUUGAAAAGUCCGUCUGGAUGCCCGUUGCCGUCCUCGGCGUCAUGAAAGCCGGAGCAGCAUCUGUUGCCGCCGAUGUGAGCACGCAGCCGGAAGAAAGACUGCGCACCAUUGCGGCGCAGGUCCAAGCCAAGGUUUGCUUGUCGUCCGUGGCCAACCAAGACCUGGUCCGACGUCUCGGCAUUGAUGAAGUCGUCAUCGUCGGCCCCGAGGAGUUCGAACCUCGGGCAGCGGAGGAAUCGACUGCCCAGCUUCCUGAGGUAUCACCCGCAAGCCUCCUUUAUUUGAUCUUCACCUCCGGCAGCACGGGAACACCCAAGGGCGCCAUGGUCUCCCACAGAAACUUCUCGGCCGCCAUUGCCUACCAGAGGGAGGCUCUCGGAUACAGACAGGGUUCUCGCGUCUUGGACUUUUCGUCCUACGCCUUUGACGUGUUAUGGUCCAACCUGCUCAACUCUCUCACGGUCGGUGCCACAAUCUGCAUCCCGUCCUCGGAGGAGCGUCAGAACGACGUCACCGGCACCCUCAGCAAGUACAACGUCACGCUUGCCGACUUCACACCCUCCAUUGCUCGUCACACAACCGGCCUGUCCAAUCUGACGACGCUCGUGCUCGGCGGUGAGGUGGUACUCUCGACUGAUCGUUCUUUGGCCGGCGCGGAUGCGCAAGUGUACUCGGCGUACGGGCCGGCCGAAUGCACGCCCACGGCCACCAUCCUCGACCUUUCAGACGUCAGCGAGGGAGGACUCGGCCGUGCCGCCGGUCUGUGCUCUUGGAUCGUGGAACCGGACAAUUUCGGCGCCCUCGCACCCAUCGGUGCCGUCGGCGAAUUGGUUCUCGAAGGGCCCUUGGUUGGAGACGGCUAUCUCGGCGACCCGGAGAGGACAGCGGCAGCGUUCAUCCAUGAUCCCGCCUGGCUCUCGCGCGGCGACUCUGGACGGCACGGCAAGGUCUACCGCACAGGCGACCUUGUGCAGUACAGGGAGGACGGAUCUCUCGUGUUUGUCGGCCGCAAGGAUACUCAAGUCAAGAUUCGCGGCCAGCGCGUCGAGCUGGAAGAGGUCGAGCACGGCGUCAAGGGCGCUCUCGAGGUGUCCAGCAGCAGCUACGCCAACGAAGUCGUCGCCGAGGCCAUCAAGCCAAAAGCAACCGACAGCACCGUCCUGGCUGCCUUUGUGUCCCUUGGUGACACAACCGACGAUCACGACGUGGCGGUGAAGAACGCGACAAGCGGCAUCAGCGACCGGCUUUCGCAAAUACUGCCGCCGUACAUGGUUCCCGCCAUCUACAUCCCCGUGCAGAGGAUGCCACGGAUGCCGACUGGCAAGGUGGACAGACGCGCGCUGCGCUCAAUCGGUGCGGCGCUCACCACCAAGGACAUGGCGGCCCUCAACCGGGUCGACGGCGAGCGUCGUCCACCACAAACGGACACUCAGCGCUUGAUUCAAGGCAUCUGGGCUGAGAUUUUGAAGGUUGAACCCGACAGCAUCAGCAUUGAUGACAGCUUCUUCAGAAUCGGCGGUGACUCCAUCGGGGCCAUGCGGGUCGUCGGGCUCGCCCGCCAGAAGGACCUCGAGUUGACGGUGAGGGAUAUCUUCCGGAACCCCAUCCUAAGUGAUCUGGCUGCUUUGGAUCCUUAG
Messenger RNA from Drechmeria coniospora, 9822 nucleotides. RefSeq names its product non-ribosomal peptide synthetase. Gene Ontology annotation, cellular component: cytoplasm. Gene Ontology annotation, molecular function: catalytic activity; phosphopantetheine binding. Gene Ontology annotation, biological process: secondary metabolite biosynthetic process; amino acid activation for nonribosomal peptide biosynthetic process. NCBI's taxonomy places the organism in Eukaryota, Fungi, Ascomycota, Sordariomycetes, Hypocreales, Ophiocordycipitaceae. The transcript has a single exon. Bases 1 to 9822 code for a protein of 3273 amino acids. The record is from RefSeq and is a predicted model, not a curated record.